This is a messenger RNA of Tyto alba (common barn owl), 1161 nucleotides long. Its product is annotated as sulfate transporter-like. Gene Ontology annotation, cellular component: membrane. The record is from RefSeq and is a predicted model, not a curated record. Gene Ontology annotation, molecular function: sulfate transmembrane transporter activity; oxalate transmembrane transporter activity; bicarbonate transmembrane transporter activity. Gene Ontology annotation, biological process: transmembrane transport. NCBI's taxonomy places the organism in Eukaryota, Metazoa, Chordata, Aves, Strigiformes, Tytonidae.
AAAGCAAAUGAUGUACCUGCCUGCAACACCUCGUGGCUGCCUGCUCUCCCAACUUAGCUCUCCUGGUGCGAUGGAGGACACGUCAAGCCAGAAGCCAGAACGAAGCAAAGAUGUACUGAGCUCCCUAACAUCAGAAGAGAGUCCUGCCAAUUUUAUACAUGUCAAAUUGGAGGAGUAUGACCUCCAUCCUGGGGGUUGUCACCUUUGUCAACCUUCAGGGGGGUCUGAGGAAGUUCCAUGACACCCCCCACAUGUGGCAGCUCAGCAAGUUGGACACAGUGGUGUGGUGGACAACCAUGCUGUCCUCCACGCUGAACACCACAGAGAUUGGGCUCCUCGUGGGUUUCUGCUUCGCUUUGCUCUGCAUCAUCUUCCGCACGCAGAGACCCAGGGCCACUCUCCUGGGCAAGGUCAGCAACACAGAAAUCUACGAGGGCCAGUCCACUUACGAGCAGCUCAGCAGUACUGCCAACAUCAAAAUCUUCCGCUUCGAGUCAUCCCUCUACUGUGCUAACAAGGACUAUUUCAAGACUGUUCUCUACCAGAAAACUGGGGUAAAUCCUAUAUUGCUGGCUGCUAAUCACCGAAGGGUGGAGGCCCAGGCAAAUGCAGACACACGCAAUGGCAGGAGCUUUUUCAACACCAGGUUUGACUGCCUGAAACCUGCCAAGAAAAGGACUGAGAAGCCUCCGGCAGAUGCCUGUCCUCCUUCCGCAGAUAUGCACACCUUAAUCCUUGACUGCGGGGCGAUGCAGUUUAUAGAUACUGUGGGUCUCUCUGUGCUAAAGAAGAUACAGCAUGACUACAAGGAGAUUGAUGUCCAGGUGCUCCUGGCCAGCUGCAACCCUCCCAUCCACCACUGGCUCCGGGAGGGAGACUGGGCUGGAGAGACAACAGACAGUGGUGGUCAGCUGGCUUUCCACAGUGUCCACGAUGCAGUGCACUUUGCUGAACGAUGGUACCAUGUGCAGCAGGAGGAGAACAAGGAGAAAAAGGGUGCUCUUCUGGACCCUGCAGGCCUGAAUUUCCAGCUGUCUUUGUAGACCUGUGUGUAAGGAAUGAUUUCUAAUGGGGAUGGGCUCGGUAUGUACUUGAGAGCAGUUUUAGUCUUUGUGCGGUCAGAGCAUUCAAAAGAGAUUUUGAUGAACUGUCAGCAGCAGG